Trifolium pratense (red clover) is the source of this 1595-nucleotide messenger RNA. RefSeq names its product CMP-sialic acid transporter 2-like. Gene Ontology annotation, molecular function: pyrimidine nucleotide-sugar transmembrane transporter activity. Gene Ontology annotation, cellular component: Golgi membrane. The record is from RefSeq and is a predicted model, not a curated record. The transcript has 15 exons. Gene Ontology annotation, biological process: pyrimidine nucleotide-sugar transmembrane transport. Bases 244 to 1311 code for a protein of 355 amino acids. Lineage: Eukaryota; Viridiplantae; Streptophyta; Magnoliopsida; Fabales; Fabaceae.
UUUAUUUAUUUAUUUAUUUAUUGUAUAAUGAAAAAAAAGGUGAGAGACAGAGUUAAUUAAUUAACGCGAAAAAGAAAGAAAGGGAAUAGUUGAUUGAUGAGAGUGAGUGAGUAUAAGAUCUGUUACAGUUACAAUUGAAUUGAAAUUGAAGAAAGGAAAACAAGUGUGAGUUUGAACGAAGUAGUGAAUGUGAGUUUGUAGAUCUCUUCUCUUCUCUUCUCUUCUCCUGUGAUUGAUAAUACGAUGGAGUACAGGAAAAUCAAAGACGAUGAGGAUAUUAUUAUAGAUAGGGAUGUGGAGGUUGCAGACGGUGAUAAAUCUUUUUUUAUUCCAGUCUCUUCAUCAUCCGAUGGAGAAACCAAAAUUGACACUCACAGGACCAAAGUACAGUGGAAGCGCAAGUCAGUGGUCACAUUUGCAUUGACCGUUCUUACUAGUUCACAAGCCAUUCUAAUUGUUUGGUCCAAGAGAGCUGGCAAGUAUGAGUAUAGUGUUACUACUGCUAACUUUUUGGUCGAGACUUUAAAAUGUGCUAUAUCCCUAGUGGCCUUGGCAAGAGCAUGGAUGACAGAAGGUGUCACCGAGAACAACAGGUUGACUACAACAUUAGACGAAGUUAUAGUGUAUCCUAUCCCAGCAGCACUUUACCUUGUUAAAAAUUUGCUUCAGUAUUACAUCUUUGCAUAUGUAGAUGCUCCUGGCUAUCAGAUAUUAAAGAACUUCAAUAUUAUCAGUACAGGUGUCCUAUACAGAAUUAUACUUAAGAAAAAGUUGAGUGAGAUUCAGUGGGCUGCUUUUGUUCUACUAACUGCCGGGUGCACUACAGCUCAGUUGAAUUCAAAUUCCGAUCAUGUUCUUCAAACUCCCGUUCAAGGUUGGGUGAUGGCAAUCGUCAUGGCUCUCUUGAGUGGUUUUGCAGGAGUAUAUACUGAGGCUAUUAUCAAAAAGCGUCCUGCACGGAACAUAAAUGUUCAAAACUUCUGGUUGUAUAUCUUUGGCAUGGGCUUCAAUGUUGUGGCAAUAUUGGUUCAAGAUUUUGAUGCAGUCGUGAACAAGGGAUUCUUUCAUGGAUAUUCAUUCAUUACCUUUCUCAUGAUUUUGAACCACGCACUCAGUGGAAUUGCUGUAUCAAUGGUGAUGAAAUAUGCUGACAACAUUGUGAAGGUGUAUUCUACUUCAGUGGCAAUGCUUCUUACAGCAAUUGUUUCUGUAUUUCUUUUUGGCUUCCAUCUCUCCCUAGCCUUCUUCCUUGGAACAAUUGUUGUCUCUGUCUCAAUUUAUCUGCACUCUGCUGGGAAGAUGCAAAGAUAACUAUGACUUCUGCCCUCUAUUUUUCCGACACUGGAUAUUUUUAUUUUUUAUCCAUUGUUGAUUAGCCUAAUUUCAAAUGUUAUUUUGAAACUAUUAGUUCAGUGUCAGCGUAUACUUUGAAAUCCAUCUUCCAUGUAUCUCAACAAAUACGAAAUCAGCUUCCUGAAAGGUGAUAGAUAUGUAAGUUCCAAUAGAAGUUCUUAUCAGAGCCUCCUCCCCCCAUCCUAUUUAUUUUGGUUAAAAAGGUUUAAACAAUGAUAUAGUUAAGCAAUAUGAUUGUGUGA